AUGUCGGACUACGAAAAGUUGGAACUUAAAGAAAAGCAACGACAAGCUGAAACCCUCCGGACAGUAGCAUUCUUUGGUGUUGCUUUAUCCACCGUUGCCACCUUAGUAUGUGUCAUCUCGGUACCAAUGCUCUACAACUACAUGCAGCAUAUGCAAUCAAUUAUGCAAAAUGAAGUCGACUUCUGCAAAUCCCGCUCCGGCAACAUCUGGCGAGAAGUUACCAAAACUCAGGUUUUGUCAAAAGUGACCGGUGUACGUAAUCCUCGUGAAGCUGGAUUUGGUAAAUCAGCAGGAGUCGAAGGUAGUUUCCAAGUCCAAGGCGCAUGCUGCGGUUGUGGAGUUUCAGGCCCUGGACCACAAGGUCCACCUGGACCCGAUGGUGAAGACGGUCCAGAUGGAGAGCAAGGAGAUCCA
Molecule: messenger RNA, 414 nt
Organism: Enterobius vermicularis (human pinworm)
Lineage: Eukaryota; Metazoa; Nematoda; Chromadorea; Rhabditida; Oxyuridae
Source: the annotation of a GenBank genome assembly